AUGACUGUGUUGCUGGCAGCUUCAGAGCUGGAUCUCUCGGACCCGCAGUCCGCUCAGCUUCUCCAGCCUUUGUUUCCAGUGCUUGACAAGGCCUGGAUGAUUCCAGUGCAUGUUGCUUUCAAUAUGGGGGCCACUCAUCGCAGCUUUCGCAAUAUAACUUUGAGCUUCAGGGGAGCAGAGAGGCAAGCGCCGAGUGCCCUUCAGCUUGCUCUUCGUUUUUCCCGUGUGCUUGAAAUCUACGAGCAGGAAGGAAAGCAUCACGCAGAGAUGUCCACGGAACAACGCUUGCAAGAUGCGGUCUCCGAGUUCAACCAGUCGCCAGGGCUGCAAGCCAAACAUCGGAUCGAAGAGGAUCGCUUCCGGGCGGUUCUCAAUCUCUUGAGUGGAACCAGUGAGGAGUCUCGAGAGGUCAUUCGGAACCACUUGGAUGCCCACAAGUGGGCUCAGUCGGCCUUUAGUACUGAGCAGUUCAAAGGAUCAAGAUGGAUGCUCACCGCAAGUCCAAAGGCUUCGGCAUGCCCUCCAGAGCUGCGCAAGUGCCUGACAGUCACACCCCACAGUCAGGCUCUUCACUUGAGAUUGGUCAUCAAGAUGUUUCUGGACCAGGGCCGUCGGCUGAGAGCUUCUGCAAGGGCCAGGGCUAGACUUAGCAGUGCCCAGUUUGACUUGAUCUGCGACUUUGCUUGUGUGUUCUCACAUGUUUGGGAAGAAGCUCGGCUGCUGGCAAGCUGGAAUGAAGACAAGGAGCAGGCCAUGGCGAAAGCUUUCUUCCAACGGGACUAUGCAGCAGAGAUCGAGGCUGCGGUGACUGCCAAGCUGAGCUCCUGGAAGCCACAGCACUUGUCCCUUUGGGUGGAUCUGGUUGAGCCUCCUGCUGGACCAUCAGGAGUGGCUUCAGCAGUGGAGAUUGUCGAGAUGGAGGACCAGGCCCAGGCAGCCCGCUACAGGGAAGUCUCAGCCAAGCUCUCGCAAGACAUUGCAUCAAUGACUGCUUUCAACACUGCGUCCAGCGAGUCGAGCCGGCGCAACCAUGUGGUCAAUGUGAUGCACCAGAAAGCUCAAGUGCAAGUGGGAAAGCAGCUCUGCGAGGCCUUCAUGGAGAAGCAUUGCAGAGUCAGCCUUGUCACCAAGAAGGAUGGCUUUGACACUGGCUUGGACAGCUUCAUCCGUGCUGCAGCUGCAAGCCGCAAGGUCGCUCCAAAUGAUGUGGACUGCAUCCUGUACUUUGAUUGCACCAAGCUGGGUGUGCUCAGCCAGGCAGAGAUCAAUUUGAUCGGAGACUAUGCAGAAAAGAUCUUGUUCCGGAACACCCAGCGCCUGGUGCUAAGAUCUGUGCUGGUCUUGAUUCCACCUCUCCUGGUCGGCAGCGAGAGUGGAGGAUCACUCCGUGGAGACUUCAGGUUCUGCGGAAGCAGUCUUUGGCUUCGCCAAAGCUUGCAGCCAGAUGCAUUCCCCAAAGCUUUGGAAGAGCGAAACUUCAUCGUGCCAGGCGAGGCCUUCUUGUCGCACGACUCAAGACGGUCACUAACAGACCUUCAGGAGACAGCGCAGUGGAUGGGUGGCGUACCGGUUUGUCAAUCCAUCUUCGAUGCGCUGACAGGUGGCAGGAAGAACUUUCAUGCCGCAGUGCUGGUUCAUCCUACUCUAUAUGACGGGUGCGUUGAGCUCGCUGGCGUCCGCUCUGGCUUCAUUGUUGUGUCAUCAUCAGGGCAGCCUCCCAGCCACAACUGUGGCAAGGAAAUCAUUAAGACCCACCUGUUGGAGGCCUGGAAAGCUGGCCGUGCACCUAUGGACAAAGCCACGCCGCGCUACAAGAGCAGCCCUGCCCAGGAAGAUCUCCCAGCUGCACCAAGUGCACCCGAUCUCAAGCUAUGCCAAGUGGUGGGGGGGAAAAUGGUGAUCCCCCAAGAUGUGAGGAAAGCGUUUCUCACAUGCCCCGUAUGGGGACCAGAUUGGCGCGAGACACUCAAAAAAUUUGACCAAGACUGGGGAGUUGCCAUUCCUGAUCCUGUGGGUGGGAAAGAAGCUUCAGCAACCAGCAGUGAAGCUCUUGCGACUGAUGCAAAGGACUUCUGGGAUGGCUACUUCCCAGGUGAGCCAACAACCUAUGAGGCUUUGAAGGGCAAAUACGGUGACGAUUUGACAGAAGUGGCAGGUGUGGAUGCUUCCACAUCCUUUGUGCUUGCACCGGGACCAUGCCUGUUCAUCAACGCCAAGGAGGCAGUGCUUUUGAAGAAGAGUGACACUGCAUUGAUCUCGCACGGCGCAGGGACUUGGCUGCUGGCUGACAAAGCGGAUAAGCUCUUGCGAGAGCAGCCGGGAAAAGCCAUCCCAUGCUGCUGGAGCACAGAUCAGGCGCUGGUCAUCAUCGAGGCAUUGCAGCACUAUGAGGCAAAAGGCUAUGUUGAGUAUACUUUAGGCGGAAAUUUGUGCACCAGGCCGCCCAGUGUUCAGCAAGGCCGUGAGGCUGAUUGCUUUGAGAUCAAGGCAGAUGCAGCGAAUACAUUGGCAUGGAAGCCAAACGCAGUACCAACGAAGAACCUCAAGGCGGCGAACUUGGCGUCUGCAUUUUCGUGGAGCCUGCUCGAGAACAGCCCAUUGGAUGUGGUCUGGCGGCUGCGCUUCUGGGCAAAUGAGAAAUGCAUUGCACCAGCGAAGCCCUUGUACCACUUGCCUCACAACCUGGAGCUUCCCAAAGGCGGAUGCAAGCGCCUGGUGUGA
Molecule: messenger RNA, 2721 nt
Organism: Durusdinium trenchii
Lineage: Eukaryota; Dinophyceae; Suessiales; Symbiodiniaceae
Source: the annotation of a GenBank genome assembly